AAAUUCAGGAUGAAACUGGGGACUGUGCCACUGCGCGAGGGCUUUGAGCGUAUCCCGCGGGGCGCACUCGGGCAGCUAGACAUCGUGGACCUCACCGACCAGCUGGUCGCCUCCUACUACGAGGACUACGCAGUCGAGUUCGUCGUGGCCGUGCUGCUCGACAUGGGCAUGCUGGAGGAGGCGGCACAGCUGCCGCGGGCCGCGCGAGGGCCACUCUGAGCUGGUACGUGAUCUAGGGACCCAACCCCGCUUCCUCGCCAAGGACCCAGGCGUCAGGUCCCGCCCAGAGCCUUCCUGUUCCCCUCCUCCUUCAGGGUCCCUCCUGGGGUCUUCCCUCAGACCUCCGGCCAGCCCCUCCCGGCGGCGAAGGGCUGGGCUGCCGCGAACCCCGGUGGGCUGCAUCUCGCCCCACUGCCCCCUUCCAGGCUCCUGGGCUGCCUGGGCCCUGUUCCGUUUCAUGGGUUCCGUGCUCUCUUCGCAGAUAAAGACGGGCAAGGUUGGGCGAGGUUGGAAUGCGCUCAAAGCCCUCGCGCAGUGGCACAGUCCCCAGCUUCAUCUUGAAUUUCUUUCUUUUCUUUCUUAAGCACAGGUGUGCUGGGAUGGGAGGGCUCCCGGGAGGAGGCUCCUGCCCUGAGCUAGGAGACCACCAGCUAGGCCUGGGCUGAACUGGGCCAGGCAGGAGCUGGCGGGACUGAGAGGCUGGGUCCUUGGGAAGCCCGGGGGCCUCGAAUACCAACGAAAGGACGGUAGUCUACCCCCUCUAGGAGGCAGGCCAAGGGAAGGAGUAGUGCAACGCCUGUGAAGCCAGCCCCGCGCGCGCACCAGUAGCGUAAGACGACGGCAGUGUCUCCACCUCGGGGACCAAGGACGCCUCUGUGCCUCCAGACCCCGCCUCCUCCAGCCCCUGCACCUGUCAUUUCUUCUUCCACUGCCCAAUAAAUAUUCAUGACAGACUUUCCUGGGGCUGCGCGCACACGUGCCCGCCGGUAGCUACACGCGUGUGCUUUUGCCACACGUAUAGCACGCACUAGCCAGUGUGCGUGGGUCUCUAUUUGCCUCUGUCUGGGUGUCUGCUGAGUACCUCGGGACGCACACAACCACGUGUGGGCUCCCAAGGCGUUCGGGACUUCCAGCUCCACCCAGAAAAACAUCCUGGACGGGGCUCUCGGUGCCACCCUGGGUCCGCGCACGCAAGUGCAGAUCCCGGUUGCCUGGCCCUUCCAGUCUCCCUUUUGGUGAGGGGACCCGCCUGGGGCCAGCCAAAGUUCCAGAGUUUCAGGGGUGCGUGAGCCUCCGCUGAGCACAACAGGACAGCCCUGGCUCGGCCCGGAACGCCGCGCCUCCAGUCCAAAGUGGGCCAGCGCCGCGCAGGGAGCCUGCGGGACCGGCCCACCUGGUGCGGGAAUGAGCGCGUGGGCCGUAGGGGCUGGUCGGUCUCUGCUCCGCCUGGUUCCGCCCCGCCCAUCAGACCAGCCCUGGGGCUCCGCCCGCCCAUCUCCAGGUCCCUCUAGAGGCUAAGGCCGGGAACCUAGGUUUGCUCAGCGCCCUUCUCGCCAGUCUCCGUCCCUGCGCGGCUUUCCUCUGUCAGCCCCGCCUUCAGCUCCUCAGACACUCUUUCCUGGCUGCUUCGCCCCGCCCCCGCCCCCCGCAACUCCAGGUGCUCGUGAGCCUCUUUAGAGACUCAGAAUCCAAAUCAGUACAGCGACCUCCCCAUCGACCAGGCCCCGCUCCGCCGAACAACCUCUCCGACCC
Messenger RNA from Cercocebus atys (sooty mangabey), 1752 nucleotides. RefSeq names its product PYD (pyrin domain) containing 1 (gene PYDC1). The coding region runs from base 10 to 219 and encodes 69 amino acids. The transcript has a single exon. Lineage: Eukaryota; Metazoa; Chordata; Mammalia; Primates; Cercopithecidae. The record is from RefSeq and is a predicted model, not a curated record.